Messenger RNA from Hypanus sabinus (Atlantic stingray), 854 nucleotides. RefSeq names its product galectin-9B-like. The record is from RefSeq and is a predicted model, not a curated record. Gene Ontology annotation, molecular function: carbohydrate binding. The coding region runs from base 15 to 476 and encodes 153 amino acids. The transcript is spliced from 4 exons. NCBI's taxonomy places the organism in Eukaryota, Metazoa, Chordata, Chondrichthyes, Myliobatiformes, Dasyatidae.
UGAGAACCAGCAAGAUGAUGGAACAACUGCCGAUCUACGACCCGCGUAUCCCCUUCAGAGGAAGUAUAAUUAAUGGACUUCAAGAUGGAAAGCUGAUGAUAAUUCAAGGACAGGUGCCAGAACAUGCAAAGAGGUUUUCCGUGAAUUUCAUGUGUGGCUCCAGUGACAUUGCCUUUCACUUCGCUGUACGCUAUGAUGAACCUGCUGUGGUCUGCAAUACGCUGCAGUGCGAACGCUGGGGAUGUGAAGAGAGGAAAAAGGAGAUUCCCAUCAAAGUCGGGAUGUACUUUGAGCUGAUGUUUAAAACACAGAAUCAUGGUUUCCAGGUUUAUGCGAAUGGACAACACUUGUUGGAUUACAACCACAGGCUGCCCCUGACUGGAGUGGACACCCUGUCAAUUAGGGGAGAUGUUCAUGUGAAAACCAUCACUUUUAAAAACCCAAAUGUAGGUAGCACACAGCAGCUUGCCUGUUAAGAGUUUCUUAAAUGUCUGUAAUGUAUCAGACUUGAGCACCAACCUCGGCAGCGUGUAUUGGAGUAUAAAAGUUGCAUUAUUUGCUGUGUAACCAAAACUAUGUAGUCAGCUUUGAAACUUGUUAUUUGCUAUGCAUGUACCCAAUUUAGUAGGAGAAUGAAAUCUUAAGAAUGUAGAAGACGAUGGUGGGUUAAUGAGAGGUAGCUAAGAGAUGUAGAUUAGAACAUGAUUAAGUCAAUGGGUAGAAACAAUAGUGGCGGAUGUGCUUGUGAAAUGCAACUAUAGACCGAUUGGAUAUGCUAAUGCAACUAAACCAGGAGAUUGCUAUAAAACAUGCUAUGUCCAAGGAUUGGUGGGCAAUCAGCGACUAACUCAAUG